AUGUCCAACCCCAGCCUCAACCUCAACCUCAGGUUCAGCCCCAAUCCCAAUUUCAACCCCAGCCUCAACCCACGCCUCCAGCACCAACUCAGCCUGGUGCGCCUGAAGUGCCUGAGGGAUGGGCGGCUCGGUUCAAUGAAUCUCAGUGGGAUAAACCAACAGCACCAGCAACUCCUGGUCCUGGUGCCCAACCUGGAGUUGCCCCUGGCGUCAUACACCCGCAGCAACCUCAGCAACCUCAACAGUCCCAGCAAUCUCCACAACCCCAGCAGCCUCAGCAACCUCAGCAACCCCAACAGUUUCAGCAGCUUCAGCAACCCCAGCAACCCCAGCAACCUCAGCCUCAGCAACCUCAGCAGCCUCAGCAACCCCAGCAGCCUCAGCAGCCCGGCGCUCCCCAGGUUCCUGAGGGAUGGGCAGCUAGGUUCAAUGAUCAGUAUCAAACUUGUCCCAGUGGGAUCUUCCAACCACCCCCGCUGUCUAAAGAGCUUGUUCCUAAAGGAUGAACUCGCCUGGAAGUACCGGGCCAAGGAGAACAUGUUCAAUCACCAGUAUGUUGUGUAUCCCACAUUCGAACUCCUUUUAUGUGUCUCUUAUGGAAAUCGUUAA
Clonostachys solani is the source of this 609-nucleotide messenger RNA. NCBI's taxonomy places the organism in Eukaryota, Fungi, Ascomycota, Sordariomycetes, Hypocreales, Bionectriaceae. The record is from the annotation of a GenBank genome assembly.